AUGAAUCACAACACCAACAUCCACUUUGGGAACCGGACACUGAUCCCACACGAUCUCCACGGCCGGAGUUACCAAGACCCAGCCGUAAGCAUCGUGCCACAUCCGUUCCCUCCCAACCGCGCUCAUCCGACGUUUGAAGGACCUAGCCGAGACGAGCAUCAUUACCAUCAUCAUCAAAACCGACCUCCGGUUUAUCAUCAACCACCUAGACCAGUGUUGCAUUCACACCACGACCAUGUUCUCAAUAGGCGGAGAGAUAGCCAUUUCGAUGCCGUGCUUGAGGGUUUCAUGGAGAGCCAAAGAAAAACUAGCCGCGACAUUGAGACAAAGCUAGAGUUCACGCGAUACGAACUAGAUGGAAGACUUGGAGAACUCUCUACCCAAAUAGAGAGAGUAGAGUCAAGAUGCUUGGACAUGGAGGAAGAUUUGAAGAAGCAAGGCGAGGCCAUUGAAGACAAUAGGAGAGCGAUACACUUUACCAAAGUUUCUACCAAGGAGAUGGACAAUCACUUAGAUGAGAAGAUCUCAAGUCUUGAUAACAACCUCGAUGGCACCACCAAGAGUCUCAAUUCAAUAACAGCAGUAGCUCAUCAAGCUAAGAGGGAGGUAGCCGAAGUGAACUAA
Molecule: messenger RNA, 624 nt
Organism: Microthlaspi erraticum
Lineage: Eukaryota; Viridiplantae; Streptophyta; Magnoliopsida; Brassicales; Brassicaceae
Source: the annotation of a GenBank genome assembly